GAGGGACCAGUGUAGACGUGGCUGCUGUGUCAGAGCUUUUUCCAUGGAUCUUUGCUGCACUCUCUAAAGUGGGGGCUGGAGGCCUGCUUGCUUGUAACUGAACAUGGCAGGGGAUGUGAAAAGAUUCUCACGGAUGCUGCUGGAGUGUAAUAGCAAUGACAAGCUAUGUGUUGUGCGUGAACAUCAAACGGAAGUGAUCGUUGUCCCAGUUCUCCUGGUGGGACUUUUUGUCAUUGUGCUCAGUGUGAUCCUCUGGCUCCACUGCCGUGGCCUGCGAGCAAAGCAGGAGCAAUCAGCACCAGCCAGAACCCAAGUGACAAGAAAGAAUCAGCAGGAACCCUGCUCAACAGAGAACCGCUACAUCCAGCUGAGGGAGAGCUCUGUGGAGAGCCUGCUAAAUUCUGCAUCCUUGACUCUGAAAGAAUUAGAGAUACCACGAGAGAAACUCUUACCAGACAGCUUGCAGCUGAUAAAACUUGGUGCCUAUGGGAGCAUCUACAGAGCACAGUUGGAAACUGGGAGCUCUGGAAAGACUAAGGCUGUGGUGUUGAAAGCCUUGCAAGAUCCAGCUAGUCCCCAGAAAGUGAAGGAUUUCUUGGGAAGGAUUAAAUUCCAUCAAAAUCUUGGCCAUCAUGAGAACCUGGUUGAAUUGGUUGGAUGUUGUGUGGACCAGCUCCCACUGUAUAUGAUCAUGGAAGAUGUGUCUCUUGGUGACCUGCUGACAUUUCUGUGGACAUGUCGGAAGGAUGUAAUGGGAAUGGAUGGUGUCCCCUAUGACCUCACUGAGAGGCAGGUAUAUGAGGUUGGACAGCAGGUUGCAGCAGCUCUGGCUUAUCUUGAAGAAAAGAACUUGUUCCAUGGUGACAUUGCUGCCAGGAAUGUCCUUCUCCAUCACAACUUCACUGCCAAGCUCUGUGGUUUGGGCCUGGCCUACGAAACUCACACACACGGUGCCAGCUCAGUCACAUGGAAAGUGCCCGUCAAGUGGCAGGCACCAGAGAGGCUCCUGAGCAAACCCCCUACCAUCAAGGCAGACAUAUGGUCUUUUGGAAUUCUACUGUAUGAAAUGAUUACAUUAGGUGCUCCACCAUAUCCUGAGGUGCCACCUUCUGACAUCUUAUCCUACCUGCAGAAACAGAACAUUAUGAAGCAGCCCUCGAGCUGCCAGCUAGCCAUGUACUGCAUCAUGAGGUCCUGCUGGCAGUGGAGUGCAGCUGACCGGCCUUCCCCAGCACAGCUCUUGUGCUCCCUGGAAACAGCCAUGAAGACCAGCAAUGGGCACACAGUGCUGCAGGUGCCUGAGCCAGUGGUGCCUGAACUCUAUGCUGAUGCUGCUGGUGUUGAUGUGCACAGCCUGGUGAGGGAAUACACAAUCCUCUGAAGGGUCCUUUCAUAUUUUGGUAAAGGAGGAAGAAGUCUCAGAGUUUUCCCUUUCUAAAUAUUUUGAAGCUCAGAAUGAGGUGUAUAUGUUAGAAGGGAUCUCUUUGUUCUUCAGACAUCUAUAAAAUCUCCAUGCCAGACACAAGAAACUGUUAUCAUUAUUGUUAAAUCAACCUGUUGGUGUCAUUCUGCCAGUGGUCAUUUGGGAGUAAAGUGUGUUUAGGAAGCUGUAGAAAAUGAAAUGAGAAACUUGAAUUAAAGGAGUGUUAGGUUUGUGUGGCAAGGUUUUGGUGAUAGGGUGGAUGCAGAGAUGACUUCUGUGAGAAGAUGCCAGAAGCUUACCCCAGCUCCACAAUGGACCUGCUACUGGUCAAGGCUGAGCCCUUCAGCAACACUGGUAGCACCUCUGUGAUUACAUAUUUAAGAAAGUGUAAAAUAUACUGCACAACAGCAGGUGAA
Messenger RNA from Melozone crissalis (California towhee), 1839 nucleotides. RefSeq names its product serine/threonine/tyrosine kinase 1 (gene STYK1). Gene Ontology annotation, biological process: positive regulation of kinase activity; multicellular organism development; protein phosphorylation. The record is from RefSeq and is a predicted model, not a curated record. The coding region runs from base 104 to 1381 and encodes 425 amino acids. Gene Ontology annotation, molecular function: ATP binding; transmembrane receptor protein tyrosine kinase activity. The transcript has 10 exons. Gene Ontology annotation, cellular component: signaling receptor complex. NCBI's taxonomy places the organism in Eukaryota, Metazoa, Chordata, Aves, Passeriformes, Passerellidae.